Messenger RNA from Pleurotus ostreatus (oyster mushroom), 504 nucleotides. RefSeq lists its product as uncharacterized. The record is from RefSeq and is a predicted model, not a curated record. NCBI's taxonomy places the organism in Eukaryota, Fungi, Basidiomycota, Agaricomycetes, Agaricales, Pleurotaceae. The coding region runs from base 1 to 504 and encodes 167 amino acids. The transcript has 3 exons.
AUGAGUAUCUGCGCACCUUCCAAUAUCAACCUCCUCUGGGCCAUCUGGGUCCCUUCCGCAGUGUUCGAAUCGGUCCUCGCCGUGUUCGUACUCUGGGUAGCUGGGAAGCACAUGAAGUUCACGAAGGGACUGUCCUCGAACCAGGACAAGGGCGGGACUGCGAUCUGGACCGUCCUACUACGAGAUAGUAUACUAUAUCCAUUAAUAACGGUUUCCUUGUAUGUCACGAACGCGGUCUUGUGGAGUACUUUGCCCCCUGAGCUUGUACAGUUACCAGAGGCCGCCGUUUCUUGCGCCGCUUGCGUUCUCGGCUCGCGCCUGGUCCUAAACCUCCGGGAAACGUACUAUACACCCUUCACCGACGAAGUUAAUAUUGCGACAGAGCAUCAGUCAGAUAUUCAGCUAAAUGACUUGCCUCCUCCAGAAGACGAUCCGGAAAUACCAGCACUAACACUUACCACCUCGGGCGAUGUAGAGAAUCAGCAAUAUCUCGCGGAGUUGUAA